GGGAAUUAAAUCAAAAGAGCCUUCGCGCUGCAGCCCGCGACGCCUCCGCCUCCGUCUCCGUCGCCACCACCGCCUCCGCCUCCAAAACCCUAACCCUAGCUCGCCGCCUUCGCGCGAGCUCUCCUCCAUGGAGAACCCCAGGCCACAGGCUCCUGCGGGGACCCCUCCCAUGGCUCCCCUCCCCGUGCCCCCGCCCAUCGCCCCCAUCCCUGCCCCGCCUCCGCGAGCCCCAGCACCCGCCCCGGCCGCCGCCGCCGCCGUCGCCUCGACCUCCGCGGCGGGAGGAGGCGGCGGGGGCGGCGGUGAGGCUGACUACGAGGUCUCCGAUGACCACCGCGCCGCGCGGGAGCGCCACGAGCGCGCGGUGCAGGAGCUGCUCCAGCGCCGCCGCGCCUUCGCCAUGGCCGUGCCCACCAACGACUCCGCCGUGCGGGCGCGCCUCCGCCGCCUCGGCGAGCCCGUCACGCUCUUCGGCGAGCGCGAGAUGGAGCGCCGGGACCGCCUCCGCGCUCUCAUGGUCCGCCUCGAGGCCGACGGCCACCUCGACCGCCUCCUCCGCGCGCAGGAGGAGGAGCAGGGCGCCGCGGGCGCCGAAGAGGAGGAGGAGCAGAUCCAGUACCCCUUCUUCACCGAGGGCACGCAGGAGCUUCUCAAGGCGCGCGUCGACAUCGCGCAGUACUCGCUGCCCCGAGCCAAGGCCAGGAUAGAGCGGGCCAAGCGCUGCCAUGACGACCCCGACGAGGACCCUGAGGCAGAGGCCAACCUUGUCGUUAAGCAGGCGGAGGAUUUCGUGCUUGAGUGCAGCGAGAUUGGAGAUGACCGCCCCCUCACCGGCUGCUCCUUCUCUCGAGAUUUUUCAAUGCUCGCUACAAGUUCAUGGAGUGGGAUGAUCAAAGUGUGGAGUAUGCCACAAGUAACUAAAAUUGCAACUCUGAAAGGUCACACAGAACGUGCAACUGAUGUUGCGUUUUCACCAGUUGACGACUGCUUAGCAACAGCUUCAGCUGAUAAAACUGCCAAACUAUGGAAGACCGAUGGGUCACUCUUAUUGUCCUUUGAUGGUCACCUCGAUCGGCUUGCUCGCCUUGCUUUUCAUCCAUCUGGAGGGUACCUUGCUACAGCUAGCUUUGACAAAACCUGGAGAUUGUGGGACGUUAGCACUGGAAAGGAACUUCUACUCCAAGAAGGGCACAGCAGAAGUGUCUAUGGAGUUAGCUUUCACCCAGAUGGUUCUUUAGCUGCAUCUUGUGGUCUUGAUGCGUAUGCUCGAGUUUGGGAUUUAAGAUCAGGAAGAUUGUGGGGCACACUCAUGGGACAUGUGAAGCCUGUCUUAGGAGUGAGCUUCUCCCCUAAUGGUUAUCUGGUUGCAACUGGAAGUGAAGACAAUUUCUGUCGAAUAUGGGAUUUGAGGACUAAAAGAAUGUUAUAUUCUAUACCAGCACAUAAGAGUCUUAUCUCACAUGUCAAGUUUGAACCCCAGGAAGGCUAUUAUUUGGCAACUUCGUCCUAUGACACCAAAGCAGCACUGUGGUCAGCUCGUGAUUACAAACCAAUCAAGAGUUUGGUGGCCCAUGAGUCAAAGGUUACUAGUUUGGAUAUUAGUGGAGAUGGACAGCAGAUUGUGACUGUGUCACAUGAUAGAACGAUCAAGAUUUGGUCCUGCAGAAGCAGGGCACAAGAUAAUGCCAUGGAGCUGGACUGAGGCACUGAAUUAACUUGUUAGAAGUUGUCAGCAUCUACAUGAAGCCAUCUUGUAGUUGUAGCACCUCAUAGCCCUUAGCCUGUGAAAUGUUUCAUAUGUAACUCUUCUACUUGACGUUGUAGAAAAUUUACGAUCGAACGGCUUAGGGGCGAUUACCCCUGUCCUGGGUUUGCAUCCCUGGUUUUGAAGUUACAAUGGCAUGGAUCUAAUUAACCCUAGUUUUUUUUUA
Molecule: messenger RNA, 1931 nt
Organism: Oryza sativa Japonica Group (Japanese rice)
Lineage: Eukaryota; Viridiplantae; Streptophyta; Magnoliopsida; Poales; Poaceae
Product: U4/U6 small nuclear ribonucleoprotein PRP4-like protein
Biological process (GO): mRNA splicing, via spliceosome
Cellular component (GO): U4/U6 x U5 tri-snRNP complex
Molecular function (GO): U4 snRNA binding; protein binding; U6 snRNA binding
Source: RefSeq, a predicted model, not a curated record